UGGGUAAUGAAGCUGUCACUCUGGCACCUACUUGUUGGGUGUUCGUGCAGUGCGGGCGCGCAGAGAGCGAGCCGAGCUGCUUGCGAACCAGCGCUGCUGCUGCGGGAGCACUCUAGGCGGUCCGUGCUGACAGCCCAUGCCCUGCACCUCUCGGGGCGGUGGGGAAAGCUUCCCGGGCAGCAGAGAGCGCACAGGAGGCUCCGCCUUGUGCAUGUAAAGACCUUCGCCGUCGAUGCUCCGAGCAGCGGCCGGUCCAUGGCUGGUUUCCUCGCCCGUCUCUGAUAGCACCAUUCGGCUCGGAGCAGCAGGCAUGCUGGGUUCUAGCAGGCGGCACUGGGCUCCCCUCACAGUAGCACUGAGCCUGGUGUUGCUCCUAACUUUGUGGGUGCAGGUGUCCCAAUCCACGGGCUAUUUCGAGCUGCAGCUUAACGCGGUGAAGAAUGUAAACGGAGAAUUGUUGAAUGGGGAAUGUUGUGAUGGCAUGAAAAGUCCCCAGAACCUGAACUGUACCCGGGAUGAAUGUGAUACUUAUGUGAAAGUUUGUUUAAAGGAAUAUCAGGCCAAGAUCACGCCCAUUGGACCUUGCAACUACGGAUCCGGAUCUACCCCAGUUCUCGGUGGAAAUACUUUUUAUUUGAACAGCAACAAAUAUUCUCAUCAGGGCAAAAAUCAUGACGUGGGCAGGAUUGUUAUACCUUUUCAGUUUGCAUGGCCGAGAUCAUUCACAUUAAUAAUAGAAGCUUGGGACUGGGAUAACGAAACAAAAAAUGAUGAAGAGCUGUUAAUAGAGAGAGUGUCGUAUGCUGGUAUGAUCAACCCUGAGGAUCGGUGGAAGACACUACCAUUUAAGGGGCAUGUAGCUCAUUUUGAAGUGCAAAUAAGAGUGAAAUGUGAUGAGAAUUACUACAGCACGCGGUGCAAUAAAUUUUGCGGACCUCGUAAUGACUUUGUUGGUCACUACACGUGUGACCAAUAUGGAAACAAAGCCUGCAUGGAAGGUUGGAUGGGAGACGAAUGUAAACAAGCUGUAUGUAAACAAGGAUGUAAUUUACUCCAUGGGGGUUGCAGUGUACCUGGGGAAUGCAAGUGUCAUUAUGGUUGGCAAGGACAGUUCUGUGAUGAGUGUGUCCGCUACCCAGGCUGUGCUCAUGGGAGCUGUAAAGAACCAUGGCAGUGUAAUUGUGAAACCAACUGGGGUGGUCUGCUGUGUAACAAAGAUUUAAACUACUGUGGAAAUCACCAUCCAUGCUUGAAUGGCGGAACCUGUAUGAACACCGAACCAGAUGAAUAUCACUGUGCUUGCCCAGAUGGUUACUCUGGAAAGAAUUGUGAAAUUGCUGAGCAUGCAUGUGUAUCAAACCCUUGUGCUAAUGGUGGAAGUUGCCAUGAAAUUUCAUCGGGCUUCAAAUGCCAUUGUCCAUCAGGGUGGAGCGGACCAACAUGUGCUGUUGAUAUUGACGAAUGUGAGUCUAACCCUUGUGCUCGUGGAGGGACCUGUGUUGAUCGUGUUAAUGGCUUUGAGUGUAUAUGUCCACAACAGUGGAUUGGAGCAACCUGCCAGCUUGAUGCUAAUGAGUGUGAGGGGAAACCCUGUCUUAAUGCUUACUCUUGCAAAAAUCUCAUUGGUGGAUAUUACUGUGACUGCAUUCCAGGAUGGAAAGGAGUAAAUUGUCAUAUCAAUAUUAAUGACUGUCAUGGACAAUGUGAACAUGGAGGGACUUGUAAGGAUGAAGUGAAUGGUUACCAUUGCUUAUGCCCUCAUGGUUAUCAAGGGAAAAACUGUGAGAUAGAAAUAAAUGAAUGUGCAAGCAAUCCAUGUCAAAAUGGAGGACGUUGUGAGGAUCUGGUCAAUGGAUUCCGUUGUCUAUGUCAGCAGGGCUUUGCAGGAGCUUUCUGUGAGAUGGAUAUUGAUUUCUGUGAACCUAACCCUUGCCAGAAUGGGGCUAAAUGCUAUGAUCUAGGAGGAGAUUAUUACUGUGCCUGCUCCGAUGACUACGAUGGAAAGAAUUGCUCUCACCUCAAGGACCACUGCAAGAACAGUUCUUGCAAAGUAAUAGACAGCUGUACAAUAGAAGUAUUCACAAAUGCUACGCAGGAAGGUAUCCGUUUCAUUUCAUCUAAUGUUUGCGGGCCUCAUGGACGGUGCAUUAGUCAGCCAGGAGGGAAUUUUACUUGUGCCUGUGAGAGGGGUUUUACUGGAACGUACUGCCAUGAAAAUAUCAAUGACUGUCUUGGAAAACCUUGCAAGAAUGGCGGGACUUGCAUUGAUGAAGUAGAUUCAUUUAGGUGUUUCUGCCUAAGUGGCUGGGAAGGAGAAUUGUGUGACACAAGUGUGGUGUGGGGGUAAACCAUGUUUACUACAAAAACAUCAGGAUCAUGCAAAUAAUUGGUGUCCCAUUGGUCAAGAAUGCCAAGAAAUAAUGUAUAUCAAAUGUUUUCAACCACCUUGUACCAACUGGGGAGAAUGCAGCACAUCAGAGCCUCUACCUGUCAAUAUCAAGUGUCCGCCUAGUUCUGGAUAUUUAGACAAUAAUUGUGCCAGAAUUACUUUAAUUUUUAACAGAGACAAGGUACCCCAGGGCACUACCAUUGAAAACAUUUGCUCUGAAAUUCGAUAUUUACCAGCCACUCGGAGUGUUUCUAGGGACAGGACUUUGAUAGUAUUGUGUGAUCUAUCCUACUCCACAGAGAAUGCAGUGGAAGUUGCUAUUUCUUUUAUCCCACACCAAGAUGAGCAAGAUAACAGUCUAAUACAGAACGCUGCUAAUACAAUAGUAAAUGCAAUCACCAAACGGCAAAACAGCACUGCUAUGCUGGCAGUUACUGAAGUCAAAGUAGAGACCAUAGUUGUUGGGCAUUCAUCAUCAGAUUAUCUGGUUCCAAUACUCUGUGUAGUUUUUAGUAUUGUAUGGCUGACUUGUAUAAUCAUCUGUGUGUGGUGGACUCGAAAGAGAAGAAAAGAGCGAGAGAGAAGUCGCCCACCUAGAGAGGAGAGUACCAACAACCAAUGGGCACCUUUAAAUCCCAUAAGAAAUCCUAUAGACAAACCUUACAGUAACAAAGACAUUCGUUAUGAAUGCAAAAAUUUUAUAUCUCCUCAAAAAAGAACUUGUGAUGCAGUGGAGGAGUAUGUAGAGUAUGAGGAAGAGGAGGAGGAGGAGGAGGAAAGAGAGGUCAUGGAAAUGGACAAAUUCCUCACAAAUAAACUCACAAUGCCUUUGUCAGCAAAGGCAUCUGACAUGUCAGAGAGCAGUCCAAUAAAGAGAUCCCAUCAUAUAAGCAAAAUGGACAACAGAUCUGUAAAAAAUGUGAAUGCAUCAAACUUUGAAGGCGGUAGAGGCUAACUUGUAUUCAAAACAUAGGCGUACUGUGCCUACACUUAAUGGGGAGGGGGAAAUUGACAUCUCCACUUUGCAUCAAGGACUAAAAUAUCUGGAGUCAAAUGUUCAUAGUUUCUUUAUUUUGCGUAAAAAAAAAAAAAAAAAAAAGUUUAAAUAAAUAAAUAAAAAUAAUAAUAAAAUAAAAAAAAGUUUAUUUUGUUUCUUUAGCCUUGUAUAAAUUAUUCAAUGACUGUCAGAUGAAAAAGAGUAAUCUUUGAUAGUUGCUAUUUUUGUAAAGUUUACUUGUAAUACACUCGCUGUAUGGCAGAGGAGAGAGGUUGUAUUUUCAAUAUAUGUGUAAAGUUUAUUACAAGAGACUGUACACUGUUUACAGAAUGUAUUUCUUUUUAUUACUUGCUCUAAUUUAAUGGUGGCUUUAAAACCUCCUGGUUGAGGAAAUUGUGUGAACUUAAACUGUUUCUUGACUUCAAAUCUCUAUUAAUGGCAGCUCACUGCACUUGUUACGUUAGUAGCUUCUGUAAGUUUAUUUCAGAUUUGCCUUACACACUUUGUAACAGGAACAAAAAUUAUAGAGAUCUUUCAACUGUGGUUUAAAAGUGGCCUUUUUUAUUUUUUGUUUUAAUUACUUUAGAAUUGCAGUAUUGAAGCAUGUGACAAGUGCCUUGAGAUUAAACUUUUUCUAUAGCAACUGUCAAAGACUGCCAUACCAAUAUAGUUAAAUUUUGAGAACUGUUUCCCUAACUGACAUGGUUUAUUUUGUAAUUGUGAAAAUGCUUCUUUUGUAAAUAUGUAUAUAUUAAAUGAAUCACUCUGUAUAUUUGAUUUAAUAACUUAAAAUAUUUUGGUCUUUUUUUAUGUCAUUCCUUUUAAUUUAUGUUGCCGAAAGGGAGGUUUUAUGGCAGUUUAUAAAACUUUUUUUUGUAUUAUGUCCAGAUUAGAAGAAGAUGUUAGUUAAUACAAUCAAUGUUAGGAAUCUGUUGGUCAUUUAUAUUUACAUUGGAACACAAUCAUUAUUACGUGUAAAUAGGUCCAGAAACGUUUAUUUUACCCAAGUUCUUCCCAUCUCAAGAACACUAGAGGGUGCAUAUACUGUACAGUACAACAUAGCAAGGCAUUGUUUUUCUUUUGUGAAUGUUAAUUACAUGUGGUAUUACAUAUUUUUUGCAUUUAAAUACAGGCCUAAUGAAGGGAACAAUAUUUUCCUCAUUCUUGUUUCUGUUGUGCUUAUUCAUCUAUCGCUCUAAGAAAUAGGUUGGCGAAGUCAGAAGAUGGAGUACCUCAAGAGAAAUAGUUGUUCAUAAUGGAAGACUUGUGCAUUUUGUUUUUGAUUUUUUAAAAGCUUUAUUAUUGCUAUAACUGGGCAAACUAUACGUUUAUUUUUAAUUACUGGAAAAACCAUAACACUACAUACGCUUAGUUAUCUUACCAGUGAGAAGAGCGGAUGUUUAUCUGAAAGUAUAAACCCUGGCCAAUGAACAAUGUAAACAUGAAUGUUUUUGAAACCAAUUAUUUUAUACAUGAACGCAGGAAUUGUUUUGCAGGAUCUUCUGUCUAGUACAUUUUGUUUGACAUGUUCUUAAAUAACUUUCAGAAGAAAACUAUUUAUUAAAGCAUUUUAUAACAA
Messenger RNA from Trachemys scripta elegans, 4965 nucleotides. RefSeq names its product jagged canonical Notch ligand 2 (gene JAG2). Gene Ontology annotation, cellular component: protein-containing complex; plasma membrane. Gene Ontology annotation, molecular function: calcium ion binding; Notch binding. The record is from RefSeq and is a predicted model, not a curated record. Lineage: Eukaryota; Metazoa; Chordata; Testudines; Emydidae. Gene Ontology annotation, biological process: heterophilic cell-cell adhesion; Notch signaling pathway; establishment or maintenance of epithelial cell apical/basal polarity.